AUGAAUUUCUUUAAGUUCUGUAACAUCCCUAGUGUGGGAAGUGCAGUGGAGCAGGAGCAGAGCUGCACUCCUCAAACACACACACCCUUCAUGUCCAACAGUGCCCCGCCAAGUAACAGUGGAGCCGGCAUCCUGCCCUCCCCUGCCACUCCUCGAAUCUCUGCUCCGACACCACGAACACCCCGCACCCCACGUACCCCCAGAGGCCCUGCCAGCGUCCAGGGCUCACUAAAAUAUGAAAACUCCGACCUCUGUUCUCCCGCCUCAACACCUUCCACCUGUAGACCUUUAAAUUCUGUAGAGCCCGCCACCGUGCCCUCCAUCCCAGAAGCUCACAGCCUAUACGUCACGCUCAUCCUCUCUGAAUCGGUAAUGAACCUGUUCAAAGACUGCAACUUCGACAGCUGCUGCAUCUGUGUCUGCAAUAUGAACAUCACAGGGGCCGAUGUUGGUGUCUACAUCAGCGAUCCCAACAUGGACUCGCAGUACUCUAGCAUGGACCCCUGCUCUUGGUUUAGUGCCGUCAUGAAUCGCAGGUAUGGCAACGGGGCCGGGCUCUUCCUGGAGGAUGAGCUGGACAUCAUGGGACGUGGUUCGGAUGCCGCAAGGGAGAUCGAGAAGCACUUUGAAGCCGUACGAGCACAGCCUCACUUAAGAGGGAACAGUCCUAAAGAACAGGUCUCAGAUGAUCUCAUGCUCUUGUUGCAGGACCUGGUCACUAACCCGUUCUCCCAUAUCAGGCCAGAGCUUCUCGGCACUGUUCUCAAGUCCCCUAUUAGGCUGGAGGAGAGGGACUAUUACAGCGACUGCUACAUGGCUCUGGAGCAUGGCAGACAGUUCAUGGACAACAUGUCCGGAGGAAAAGUUGAUGAGACGCUGGUUAAGAGCUCUUCUUUACAUCACUCCAAACGCAAUGCUUUCGAUAUGAGCAUGCUGUUCUCUCAGGAUGUGCUGCGGAUGCUGCUGUCUCUGCAGCCCGUCUUGCAGGACACCAUUCAGAAGAAGAGGUCUGUGCGCUCUUGGGGAGUCCAGGGCCCGCUCACCUGGCAGCAGUUCCACAAGAUGGCCGGCAGGGGGUCGUACGGUACUGAUGAAUCUCCAGAGCCCCUUCCCAUUCCUACUUUACUAGUGGGUUACGAGUAUGACUAUGUGGUGCUAUCUCCUUUCGCUUUGCCAUACUGGGAGAAGCUUCUGCUGGAUCCUUACAGCUCCCAGCGGGACGUCGGAUACAUGGUGGUGUGUCCAGACAAUGAAGCUCUGCUCAAUGGAGCCAAGACCUUCUUCAGAGACCUGACAGCUGUAUAUGAGUCUUGUCGGCUCGGUCAGCACAGGCCCAUCGCCAAGUCUCACGCUGAUGGCAUUGUGACAGUGAGCGAUGCUGGAUCAAAAGCUCUUACGGAUCAGACUCUUAUCGACUGGCUUCCAAAAACCAUCAACAGCAGCAGUGAGGCUUUAAACAAGCUCAAACUCUACGCCCAUGUGUGCCGACAUGACUUGGCAUCCUGUCUGGCUUCACAGUCAUUGGACGGCUCACUGCUUUCGCAGCGAAACCCAGCCAGCUCUUCACAAACUUCCAGCUCCUGCAGCCCUGUUGCAGCUGCACAGAACGUUACCCCAACCACCAACAGCACCUCCAACACUAACACCACUCCGACCUCCACUUCCACCUCCAGUAGCUCUUCCUCCUGUCCUCAGGGCGUAGGCAACAUGCCGUCUUCCAAGCCCAAUACCAUACCUCCCUUUGGGGCUCAGGGCUUGCAGUCCAGCCAGCAGAGUGGAAGUCAGAGCGCAGGGACCCUGGGGGACACCACAUCUGCCACCAGCCAACCUCAGGUCCCAUCUGAGCCCGCCGAGAGUACGAUGGAGAGAGAGAAGGUUGGGGUCCCGACUGAUGGAGACUCUCAUGCAGUCACCUAUCCUCCUGCCAUAGUGAUCUACAUCGUGAACCCUUUUAGCUAUGAGGAAAACAGCCAAGGCAGCAGUUCCAGCGUGUGGACGAUAGCUCUUCUCCGCUGUUAUCUGGAGACACUUCAGCUUCUUCCUCCACAUAUCAGGAAUGCUGUAUAUGUACAAAUAAUACCCAGUCAGUACUUGCUGCAGCCGGUCUGGAGUGAGGAGCGCCAUAUAUAUGCACAGCACCUGAAGUCUCUGGCUUUCUCAGUUUACACACAGUGCAGACGACGUCUGCCAACCUCCACUAAUGUCAAAACGCUAACAGGCUUCGGCCCUGGCCUGGCAAUCGACACUGCACUACAGAGCAAAGAGCGACCACAGUGUUUACAUCUCUACGCACCACCGUUCGUGCUGGCACCAGUGAAGGACAAGCAGACAGAGCUGGGUGAGACUUUUGGAGAGGCUGCGCAGAAAUACAACGUGCUGUUUGUGGCCUACUGCCUGUCCCAUGACCAGAGGUGGCUCCUGGCCUCCUGCACUGACCAGUAUGGAGAGCUGCUGGAGACCUGCGUCAUCAGCAUUGACGUACCAAACCGAGCUCGCAGGAAAAAGGGCUCUGCGCGACGACAGGGCCUUCAGAAGCUUUGGGAAUGGUGCUUGGAUCUUGUACAGAUGACCUCACUUCCAUGGCGCAUUGUGAUUGGCCGACUUGGAAGGAUAGGUCACGGCGAGUUACGAGAUUGGAGUAUUCUGUUGAGUAGGCGGAACCUGCAGUCUCUCGGCAGACGACUGAAGGAAAUGUGCAGGAUGUGUGGCAUCUCUGCUGCCGACAGUCCCAGCAUCCUCAGCACCUGUCUAGUUGCCAUGGAACCACAGGCUUCCUUUGUAAUCAUGCCAGACUCCGUGUCCACAGGCUCCGUGUUUGGCCGCAGCACGACUCUGAACAUGCAGACGUCCCAGUUAAACACUCCUCAGGACACCUCCUGCACACACAUUCUCGUGUUCCCCACUUCUGCCGGCCUCCAGGCCUUCAGCGAUGUCACAGAUGGAAUGGGUGGCAUGGAUGGGAUCUUGGACCUGUUUGCUGAGAAUGACCUGGUUGAUCCCGAUCUUAUUAACAUAAUUCCCAACUCACCCACCACUUCUCCAGUACACUCGCCAGGCUCACAUUACCACCAUGGUGGGGAUGGCAGCAAGGGCCAGGGCACAGACAGGAUGGAGUCUCACGAUGAGUCUCCGAACAUCCUCCAGCAACCCAUGGCUCUGGGCUACUUUGUGUCCACAGCUAAAGCCGGUCCACUUCCAGACUGGUUCUGGUCCUCCUGCCCACAAGCAAAGAACCAGUGUCCUCUCUUUCUGAAGGCUUCUCUGCACCUUAAUGUUUCAUCAGUGCAGUCCGAUGAGUUGCUGCACAGUAAACACUCUCACCCUCUGGACUCCAGCCAUACCUCAGAUGUGCUCAGAUUUGUGCUGGAGCAGUACAAUGCCCUCUCGUGGCUGACCUGUGACCCAGCGACUCAGGACCGGCGCUCUUGUCUGCCCGUGCACUUUGUUGUGCUCAACCAAAUGUACAACUUCAUUAUGAACAUGCUCUAACAAACGAGGGGCUCUGCCAUUAAUUCCCACCACAGAGACGCCGCACUGCCGCCGCAGGCCCGGACACGACUGGACAACAACCAACUUCAAUCGCACUUACGGCGACGCCAGGCUGCCCAGAUUCUGCCAAGUGUCCAUCUCUCAACAGCUGGAGGCAAAGGAAACCAGUCCAUCUCAAUGAACUCGCGUCCCAAAUGAGGCCUGAAGGUGCAGUUUGGGGUCAGGUUUUACCCAGUUGAAAUGCCUGCAUAUAUCUUAUUUAUUGUACGUUUUUAAAUGUGUAAUUUCUUAAUCUUUUAUAUUAUAUAAACCCAGGAAGCUGCAUAUUGCCUUCCCAAAUAAAAGGAAAAUGGUUUGUCAUGUAUGUAAUUGUCUUAAUUACAGAACCGACAAGUGAAUUUGCUGUAGGUUUGCUUUUAGAGGAAUAUUUAGAGAAAUAUUUUCUCCGCAGUUUUUACGGUCGCCGUGUACAGACGAAGUAUACCGGAGCUCACGUUCUUACCUUUGUGUGGUGGGGACUUUAAGAUAGGCUGUAGCUACAGAAUUCCUGUACAGCAAUUUAAUGUGUUCAAAUAAGAGGACAAGAGGUACAUUGUCGGAUUAUAUAUUUUAUAUCACAGAUUUAGAGAAUUGUGUGUGUAUAUAAAUGUGUACAUACAAUCGUGUGCCGCUAUGGAUGGUGCAGCCAAUGUUUUAGGAAUAAAGUGUGUAAAACCUGAA
Danio aesculapii is the source of this 4209-nucleotide messenger RNA. RefSeq names its product mediator complex subunit 13b (gene med13b). Gene Ontology annotation, molecular function: transcription coregulator activity. The record is from RefSeq and is a predicted model, not a curated record. Lineage: Eukaryota; Metazoa; Chordata; Actinopteri; Cypriniformes; Danionidae. Gene Ontology annotation, biological process: regulation of transcription by RNA polymerase II. Gene Ontology annotation, cellular component: mediator complex.